UGAAUGGCUAUUUGUUUGAGUUUUGGUUUAUUCACAGAGAUUUUGAAGUUUGCAUAAUAGUUUUGGUAAGUUGAAUUUGAUUUCAUGGGUCUUGUUCAUGUUCCAUGAUCGUGGUAAGGUUUAAUGUGCUCAUGGAUUUUUUGAAUCUUUUAUUUCAAUGUUUAAUCCAUGAUUGUGAUUGGGAUGUUGAAGUGUUUUUGGUUUGCAUUAUCUACCAAUUCAUGAUUGUAAUUUCUGGUUUUCAGGUCAAAUUGUCAGUACUCCACCGUAUUGCAAUGAGUUUCUUUCCUCAAUGUCCGUCUGGGCAACCUGAUGUGGAUCCACCUCGGCGUAAGUGGUGUGGCUUUAUGAAAUUUUUUCUGGUGGCCUCGUUUCCAUUAGGGCUUCUUCCAUGGCUUAUACAAAUGGCAAAAAAACUUGGUGUCGUGGGUUGGAUAUUGUUUACAAUUGGCUGGCCGUCAUGCUGUUAUGUAGGAAUUGGGUUGACUGUCCAAGCCUGUAGGGACGUAUCGGAGAAUUCCAACAUCACAGAUUAUUCUGAAUUACUAAAUGGGAGCAGGUUUGGAAGAUUCCUCCUCUACCUUUACAAUGAUUGCCUCUUUCAGGUCAUUAUGAAAAUUAUAUCAUGGGUUACGUGCUAUUCUGGGUCUUUACAUUACCUUGGGUGUGCUCUGGCUAUCACUCUUCAAUGCGUCAUAUGCUUGUGCUUUCGCCAUGAUGGAUCGGGUCUUGGAAUUCUCAUACUCAAAAACUAUUCUGGACUGAUUGCUUUUCAAAUUUUCAUUGAUCUUUUCAUGUACGGAGUGGUGAUGAAGCUUCAACUUGCAACUACAUGUCUUGUUGUGUUCAUUUCGAUUGUCUUGAUACCACACCUCACUGCAUGGCAGUAG
Messenger RNA from Papaver somniferum (opium poppy), 890 nucleotides. RefSeq lists its product as uncharacterized. The record is from RefSeq and is a predicted model, not a curated record. The transcript is spliced from 2 exons. NCBI's taxonomy places the organism in Eukaryota, Viridiplantae, Streptophyta, Magnoliopsida, Ranunculales, Papaveraceae. The coding region runs from base 105 to 890 and encodes 261 amino acids.